UGAGGAGACGGCCCCCCCCGCCGCCGCCGGGCGCCGCAGCCGCCGCCAUGUCGGACCGGCUCGGCAAACCCACCUGCCUCAUCGUCGCCAGCGCCGCCGCCGCGGGUGUGUCAGCCCAGUCCUUCCUUCACUGCUUUACGCUGGCUAGCUCUGCUUUUAAUCUGCAAGUUGCAACUCCUGGGGGAAAAUCCAUUGAUUUUGUGGAUGUGAGCGAGAGCAACAUGCGCUGGAUCCAGGACUUCCGUAUGAAACCGUACGCGAACCCUGCCAAGCUGGAGUCCAUCGAUGGUGCUAGAUACCACGCGCUGCUGAUCCCAAACUGCCCUGGGGCUAUGACAGACCUUGCAAACAGUGGGUACCUGGCUAAGAUACUGCAGCACUUCAGUGCUGAGAACAAGCCUAUUUGUGCGAUCGGACACGGCGUCACAGCUUUGUGUUGUGCCACCAAUGAGGAUAAAUCCUGGGUAUUUCAGGGAUACAGCCUCACAGGGCCUUCCGUGUACGAACUAGUAAGGCAGCCUAAUUUUGCCAGUUUGUCCAUUAUCGUAGAAGAUUUUGUGAAGGAUUCUGGAGCUACAUUUAGUGCCAGCAGUCCGGAUGCUGUGCACGUCGUGCUGGACAGGCACCUGGUGACAGGACAGAAUGAGAAUUCCACUCUUCCUGCCGUCCAGAAUCUUCUCAUUCUUUGCAAUGUCAGCAGGAAAUGAAGGAGCGGGUCCCUUUGCAAAUGGGCUGGAUGAAGAGCCAGCAGGGCUAAGGACUUGCUUGUCUGUUACCUGGAUAAAACAGCCCUCUCAAAUUCUGUUCUGGACUGUGAAGUGGCUGUGACAGUGAAGUGGCAAUGUCAGGUUUUGUAUAUAUAGAGUGGCUGAAGGUUGUGGAUAAGGAGACUUUGAAGUGCAUCACGCUUCAGAAGAAACCUUGCCUUUUUGUUGCUACAUCUUCUUUUCACCGCUUCUCCCUAGACCCUUAACUUAACAGAUGUGGGAACUGUGGCUUGUUAAAAAAACACACAUAUUUGGUGCUAUGAAUACAAAUUGCUGAAGCUGAAGACUCUGCUCUAGGCUGAUCAUUUGUAACUCUGCCCCAAAGAGGACCUGGAACUCUGUGAACAGUCUGGCGCUUGUGUUUCAAAUAUCAAAAAUCUACACCCAGAGCUUCAUUGAAAUGCAAGAUGCAGUCUCACCUUGCUUUUGGUAGGUCACAAAGUUACCGUCUGAACUCUGAAAUGGCUCUGGGACACUUGGAUGUACUUGGAAUAGGAU
This is a messenger RNA of Calidris pugnax (ruff), 1265 nucleotides long. It is a transcript of the gene GATD1, whose product is annotated as Parkinson disease 7 domain containing 1. NCBI's taxonomy places the organism in Eukaryota, Metazoa, Chordata, Aves, Charadriiformes, Scolopacidae. The transcript is spliced from 8 exons. The record is from RefSeq and is a predicted model, not a curated record. Bases 48 to 707 code for a protein of 219 amino acids.